Messenger RNA from Hermetia illucens (black soldier fly), 626 nucleotides. Its product is annotated as PI-stichotoxin-She2a-like. Lineage: Eukaryota; Metazoa; Arthropoda; Insecta; Diptera; Stratiomyidae. The coding region runs from base 275 to 517 and encodes 80 amino acids. The transcript is spliced from 2 exons. The record is from RefSeq and is a predicted model, not a curated record. Gene Ontology annotation, molecular function: serine-type endopeptidase inhibitor activity.
CAUACAAAGUGAACCUCAAGUUGUGCAUACAAUACCUCUCUAAAGUGUUAAUUAUUAAAAACAAUAAUUAUUGGUGGGACACUCCCAUGCAAAUAUUUCUGCACUUUGUACGGAACCGAAUUCUAGUCUCUUACUUACGUGGGAAAGGUGGAAAAUUUUAAUUUCUAUUAUUUAGCGAACGUACUUAAGGCACUUAUCCAAAAAGUUCGAAGCAGAUAUCUUUUAUCUUUCACGGUGUUCAUAUUGAGUCAAGAGUGUUUCUAGUGUUUUGAGGAUGAGGUUCGCGUUAGUUCUUCUAGCUGCAAUCGCGUUGUCAGUAUCCAGUGCAAAUAGUGCAUCUCUACCAGAUGAGUGCAGCGGCCCAAUGCAAGUAGGAUUGUGUGAUGCUCUCUUGGAGCGUUUCUAUUUUGACCCGGUUAAGAAAAGUUGUGAGCAAUUCUACUAUGGAGGAUGUGGUGGUAAUCGGAAUAACUUCGAGAGGCUGGAAGAUUGUCAACAAAAGUGUAUUGCAUCUUAAAUUUGAAUUUGAUAACGAAUCGGUAUUAACGAAGCUAUAGAAACGUAUAAUAUCUCGGUCCAAAUAUAGCAAUUAAAAACAGAUGUUGAUUAAAUGCUCUUUAAAUUUC